AGCAGUAAGCAGCAGACACAAUGGCACCCCAGGCACUGCCUCUGUUGCUGAUGCUGAUGGUGGUGGUCUGGCCUCUGGCAGUAGAACCUGCACCCCCAACCUGCUACUCGAGGAUGCUGACCUUGAGCCGUGAGAUCAUGGCAGACUUCCAGAGCCUGCAGGCUUCAGAGCCUCAGGAUUCAUGUGUGAGGUUCUUGCCCCGGCUCUACCUGGAUAUCCAUAAUUAUUGUGUGCUGGCCAAGCUGAGAGACUUCGUGGCCUCUCCUCAGUGCUGGAAAAUGGCCGAAGUGGACACUCUGAAGGACAGAGUACGGAAGCUGUAUACCAUCAUGAACUCCUUCUGCCGGCGGGACCUGGUGUUCCUCUCAGAUGACUGCAGCGCCUUAGAAUACCCGAUCCCCGAGACCACCGAUCCUCCCCACUGGCAGAGCUAAGAAAGCAGGCAGGCCAGAAGAAUGGCCCAGAGGCCUGAAGCUGGGCCAGCUUAUCCAGUGCUAGACCUGCCUGCCACGUGUCUCUCCACCUCCUGGAACACCAGUUAGGGUUGGAUAGCCAAGCGUGCUUUGUAGUACACAGAUUGGAAGCUCAGCCUCUAAGUGUCUCAUCCGGGUACCAGAAGCACAAACAGUAUCGUGCACGUUGACUUGUCUUUGGGGGCCAAGCAGCUCGAGAGCAGCAAAACCCCAUGUCCUUGUGACUGCUUUAGUGACAUAAUGGGACCAUUCUUUCUGCUCUCUGCCUACACCUGAAGAGGCUUCGACUUUAUGCUUCCUUCCUGCGCAAGCUUUCCUUCCUGUCUCGCAUUUUAAAGCAUUUUUACUGCUUUCACAAUGUAUUACAAGGCUUUUAUAUAGUGUGAAGGAACCACCCCUUCACUUUAAGGGUUAUGCAUACCAAAUAAACCUUUACUG
This is a messenger RNA of Phodopus roborovskii (desert hamster), 911 nucleotides long. It is a transcript of the gene Cytl1, whose product is annotated as cytokine like 1. The transcript has 4 exons. The record is from RefSeq and is a predicted model, not a curated record. Gene Ontology annotation, biological process: positive regulation of transcription by RNA polymerase II. NCBI's taxonomy places the organism in Eukaryota, Metazoa, Chordata, Mammalia, Rodentia, Cricetidae. The coding region runs from base 21 to 434 and encodes 137 amino acids.